AUGCCAACGCCAGAUCGCGGAAUGAAUGACGCAUUUAAUAGAGAAUUGGAACGUGAACGUGAAUAUGAUCUACAUGAAUUAAUCCUAUCAGUUCAAACGAAUGUACCACUGUUGAAUCCUAAGCAGAGGGAAGUCUAUGAUACACUGAUUAAUGCAAUUGAUGAUGGAAAUGGUGGCUUAUUUUUUUUGGAUGCCCCCGGUGGAACUGGGAAGACAUUCCUCAUGUCAUUGAUUUUGGCCACUGUACGUGCACGAUCCGAAAUUGCGGUAGCAACUGCUUCUUCUGGAAUAGCGGCCACAUUGUUAGACGGAUACCGUACGGCUCACUCAGCGUUAAAAUUGCCAUUAAACCUUCAAACUACUGAACAACUGACAUGUAACAUUUCGAAACACUCCGCAAUGGCCAAAGUUUUAGUAGCAUCAAAAAUCAUCAUAUGGGACGAAUGCACAAUGGCGCACAAACGCGCAUUGGAAGCAUUAGACCGAAUAUUAAAAGAUCUGCGCAAUGACUCGAGAUGUUUUGGUGGUGCAAUGAUUUUAUUAUCUGGCUAUUUCCGACCAACACUACCAGUCAUUCCAAGAUCUAUUGCUGCCGACGAAAUAAACGCUUGCCUCAAAGCAUCAAAUCUGUGGCGAUAUGUAAAGAAACUUCAACUGUCUGUAAAUAUGGAGUUGCAUUGUUGA
This is a messenger RNA of Anastrepha ludens (Mexican fruit fly), 684 nucleotides long. Its product is annotated as ATP-dependent DNA helicase pif1-like. The record is from RefSeq and is a predicted model, not a curated record. The coding region runs from base 1 to 684 and encodes 227 amino acids. Lineage: Eukaryota; Metazoa; Arthropoda; Insecta; Diptera; Tephritidae. Gene Ontology annotation, biological process: telomere maintenance; DNA repair. The transcript has a single exon. Gene Ontology annotation, molecular function: DNA helicase activity.